AUGUCACACUCAUUAUAUUCAACAGUGAAAGAAAUUCAAAAAGAUAUGUAUUUUGGUACUGAAGUAUUAAAUAGAGUAUCAUUUUUAAGAGAAGAUAAUGAAUUUGUAUCACAAUCUUUAUUUCAUCCACUGACUAGAUUUAUAUUUUUUAAUAAACAAAAUCCAUUAGUUCAUAAAAAUUAUCCAAAUAAAUUGACUGUGAUUACUAAUGGUGAUAAUCAAAUUAAUGUUGAAUUAUUAGAUAGAGAAAAUGAUAAGAAUUUAGGGUAUAGAGGUAAUAGACAAUUUAUUAAUGGUGGUUUGUUAAACAAUAUACCUAAUUGGAAUUCGAUCUUAAAAAAAUGGAAUGAUGAUAAUAAAAAUUAUUCACCGAAUUUAAGGGCUGACACAAAUCCUGUGUUUCUAUUCUUGGGUUUACUUGAUGAAUCGAUUGGUCUUGAUAUAAACACCUUAAAAUCGGAUUGUGAAACGCCAGGUGAGGGAGAAAAAUAUCUUGAUCAUCAAGGAAGAUAUCAAGGAAUAGCUUAUUACGCAGUUGACAUAAGUAGAAAUAAAGAUUUAUGUAAAACUUUAGUUCAUUAUGUCAAUGAUUGUGUUAAUAGGAUUGAAAAUAUUGACAAUACCCCAGAAGAAAAUGGAAUCUUUUUCACUCAUUCAAGAAAACAUUUUUUAAAUUUCAAUCAUUAUGAAGCUUCAUUAUUUAGUCAAGGUUCAAUGUUUUUCCAUUGGUUAAAAACAAAUAAAUUUUGUCCAGGUUGUGGUCAUCCAACAAUUCCUAUACAUGCAGGUGGGAAAUUAUUAUGUACUAAUGAAGAAACUAUUGAAUUACCAAAUCAUGAAGAUGAAUUAAAUCCUAUAAUUAAAUCAAUAUGUCCUGUAAAAUCAGCUACUGUUUCAAAUGUUAGUUUUCCAAGAACAGAUAUGGCAAUUAUUUCAAUAAUUACAAAUCGUGAUAGAUCAAAAAUACUAUUAAGUUUAGGUAGAAGACAUGUCCAUUCUAAAAUGUAUUCAUGUACAGCUGGAUUUAUGGAACCUAGUGAAACAGUAGAAAUUGCAACUAAAAGAGAAAUUUGGGAAGAAACUGGGGUUACGUGUAGUGAGAUCCAAAUAGUUAUGACUCAACCUUGGCCAUUUCCAUCAAAUUUAAUGAUUGGUUGUAUUGGAAUAGUUGAUUUUAAUGGUACUAAUGAAGUUAUAAAUUUAAAUCAUGAUAAUGAAUUAUUAGAUGCAAGAUGGUUUGAUACAAAUUUUGUUAGAAGAUUAGUUUAUCCUAAUGGAGUAACAAAUACCGAUGGUAUGGAAAAUGGUGAUACAGAAGAUAAAGUUGAAGAUGAGGAUGACUUUAAUCCUGAAGGUAUAAUGAUCCCAAUGAGUGAAUCUAUAGCUUUUUCAUUAAUUAAGCUAUGUGUUGAUGAAGAAAAAAAUAAGCAUCAUUUAUGA
This is a messenger RNA of Lodderomyces pseudojiufengensis, 1440 nucleotides long. RefSeq names its product NAD(+) diphosphatase. The record is from RefSeq and is a predicted model, not a curated record. The coding region runs from base 1 to 1440 and encodes 479 amino acids. Gene Ontology annotation, molecular function: NADH pyrophosphatase activity; metal ion binding. The transcript has a single exon. Gene Ontology annotation, cellular component: cytosol. Lineage: Eukaryota; Fungi; Ascomycota; Pichiomycetes; Serinales; Debaryomycetaceae. Gene Ontology annotation, biological process: NAD+ catabolic process; NADP+ catabolic process.